Homalodisca vitripennis (glassy-winged sharpshooter) is the source of this 1440-nucleotide messenger RNA. RefSeq names its product glutathione S-transferase D5-like. NCBI's taxonomy places the organism in Eukaryota, Metazoa, Arthropoda, Insecta, Hemiptera, Cicadellidae. The transcript is spliced from 6 exons. Gene Ontology annotation, molecular function: glutathione transferase activity. Gene Ontology annotation, biological process: glutathione metabolic process. The record is from RefSeq and is a predicted model, not a curated record. Bases 155 to 817 code for a protein of 220 amino acids.
ACUCAUAAUAAUUGGCCAUCACUUAUCUGAUGAAAGUGACUAGAAACUAUUACUGAUAACACUUAAUUUGUAUUGGCCGUAUAAAUCUUCAUUCGAUAAUAACUGAAAAUACUGGGUGUCAUCAGUCGUCGAGUAAUUCUUCCUAAUCAGGAGAAUGCCACUGGUUCUUCACUACCUCUCGCUCAGCCCCCCGGCCCGAACCGUGGACUUGGUGAUCCAUGCUCUGGGGCUAGCCGCUGAGUACAAGGUCGUGGAUACACUCAAUAAGGAGCAGUUUAAGCCAGAAUUCCUCAAGUUGAAUCCUCUACAUACCAUUCCUGUCAUUGUUGAUGAUGGAUUUGUGCUCUGGGAAAGUCAUGCCAUCAUAACUUACCUGGUCUCCAAGUACGGUAAGGACGAUUCUCUCUACCCAAAGGACCUCAAGAAACGUGCUAUUGUAGACCAGAGGCUUCACUAUAGCAACGAUGUCUUCUAUGUCCUCAGGAGGAUCACGAGAAAAAUAUUACUGGGUCAACUGAAAGUGCUAUCUGAAGAUUACAUCCACCGAGUGAGAGAGAUCCAAAUGAACAUGGAGAAAUUGUUGGAGGGCCACAAGUUCAUGGCUGGGGACACCCUUACUGUGGCGGACUAUAGUUACAUCACUCUGGUCGACGUUCUAGAGGAAUUUUCACCAAUGGAAGACAAGUUUCCACAGAUCCAGGCUUGGGCAUCACGAUGUUACGCCACCAUCAAGGACUUCGAUCUCGUCAACAAGAAAGGAGCUAAGGAAAUAAUUUCCCAAAUCAAGGAAGGAUUGUCUUUGGUUGAACACUUUUGAAUAGCUUGUUUUUUUAGGUUUAUUGUUCGGGAUAGACAAAUUACGAUAAUUAAAUCGCAGCUGACUCAAAAUGACAACCAGCAUAUGCAUAAAAUACAUAAAACUGUGAAUAAUUAUAUUGCAUUUUUAUUAGUAACUUACUCAGUGACUACUGCAAUACCGAUACCAUUUGAAAAAAUGAACAGUCAAUUGAAUUAGUUCCUAUUUUCUAAACUUUUACAUUGGUUAGUGUUUAUUUUUGGUUUGAACCAACACUUUUAAAUUGUACAACUCCACUUCAGAGUUAUUAGUUUCUUACUUGACUUUCCCUCAUGUAUUUCUUCCUCUUGUCAUGAUACAACCGUUGAAACUUUUCUUUGAAUUCAUUGUUGUCAAAAACGUGAAUAUGUGUUAAAAAUGUUUCCCUCUUCCUUUAGGCACACAGCCUGAUUUGUUAGCCUCCCGUGUUAUUUAAUUAAGAGAUCUUUAUUCUAAUUGUUAUUUCACAUUGAUUAAGUUCAAAAUUUUAUUUUUCCAUCUUUGAUUCCGUCUGGACACUAUACAGCAUGUUAAAACUGUGUGGGUAAAUAUUUAUGGAUAUUGUUGAAUAGGUGAAAAUAAACAAAACAGUUGUUCUAACACUA